This is a messenger RNA of Zingiber officinale, 1950 nucleotides long. Its product is annotated as transcription factor bHLH49-like. Gene Ontology annotation, molecular function: DNA-binding transcription factor activity; protein dimerization activity. The coding region runs from base 433 to 1779 and encodes 448 amino acids. The record is from RefSeq and is a predicted model, not a curated record. The transcript is spliced from 8 exons. Gene Ontology annotation, biological process: regulation of DNA-templated transcription. NCBI's taxonomy places the organism in Eukaryota, Viridiplantae, Streptophyta, Magnoliopsida, Zingiberales, Zingiberaceae. Gene Ontology annotation, cellular component: nucleus.
UGUGUAGGCAGCGUGAAUAUAAAGUAAAAGGAAUCUGGUGCUUGGGUAUUUAUCUUUGUCCAGUCAAGAAAAUUUAUUGUGGCUAUGUGCUGGCCAUGAAAGCUAGGUGCUUGCAAGUUGUGUCUUUCUUCAACUCGUCGGUCUUUGGAGUAUUUGGUCAGCCCUACCCAUCUUCUUGAAUAAAAGGCUUGCUUUGAUCUUGCUAGACUUCCAGUGUUCUUGUUUCAUUGUUGGUGAGAUCUUGAAUUUUCACCUUUUUCCUUCUCUUUAUACUCGUUUCUAAGUAGCUUCAUGUUCAUUGAUCCAUGUACCUUGUUUUCUUUGUAAACUCUGAGCACAGUUCAGUUUCAUAGCAUUGAGAUCAAAGUGGGAGCACUUCACAUUUGCUGAACUGUUUGAUUUAGUUCAUAGUCAGCAAAAGAGGGGUGUUCGAUGGAUAUGCAUGAAAAGGAUCAGUGUCACUCACUCAAGAGUGAAGAUAAUUUGGAGUAUAGCAAUCCUGGAAAUUCCUCAUUUCUGCUACCAAACAAUCCCUCCAUUAGGUCAGUUUCCGGCAAUUCUUCGGUCACAAUCGGUCAAGCAAACCAGAGUGGUCCUUUCUCAAGCUCGUCAAUUCCUAUGGAUGAUCCAUUUAGCAUUGGCUUUUGGAACCAGUCUGCAAAACCUACAGACUUGGAUUUGUGCAAAAACAACUCGCCGGCAUGCAGCAAUCCAGUAAACGGAAACUCGAGUUUGAAUGUGGAAUGGAAUUCUUCAGAUUCAUUUUCAAUUGGAGGAACUCUACUUCAAGCUGCCAAUCUAUCACAUUUCCCAGCUGACAAAGCUUUUGCUGGGAGAGCUGCAAGGUUGUCAUGCUUCACUAAUAGUAGUAUAGAUGGCAUGAUGAGUCCUUUUAGUUUGGCUCAAUCGGCAAGUCUUUGUGCUAAUGCUACAUUAGGUGAUGAAUCCGGAGCUCAGAUUGAAAAGAAUAAAGAACAUAAGAAUAAUUUUGAUGGCGUUGUUGUCUCGAGUGAUCAUCCAUCUUCCUGCAUAGCUCUUGGUGCUGUGAAAAGAAAGAGAAACAAUGAGGAUAUGCCAUUGGAUCAAGCACAAGAAGCUUCACAUGUAUCUCGGGAAAUGGAAGAGAAUUUGGAGUUUGAACAGAAUGCUGAGCCAAAUAGUCCAUCUGUUGUCACUGAUAAGCCUAGAGGAAAGCAAAUAAAAGACAGCAAUGAAUCUUUGAAGGAUGAAUUCAUUCACAUCAGAGCGCGGCGCGGCCAAGCGACAAACAGCCAUAGUCUUGCAGAAAGAGUAAGAAGGGAAAAGAUCAACGAGAGGAUGAAGCUUCUACAAGACCUGGUUCCUGGUUGCAGCAAGGUCACAGGAAAGGCAGUAAUGCUCGAUGAGAUCAUAAACUAUGUUCAAUCACUGCAACAACAGGUCGAGUUUCUUUCCAUGAAGCUCGCAGCUAUUAAUCCAAGGUUGGGCAUUGACAUAGAUUCAGUUCUUUCUAAAUACCUACUUCAGUCCUAUAAUGGCACAUCAGGAGCCAUGGCUUUCCCAUCAAGCAGUGUUCAUCCUCCAGUGCAUACAUCUCAGCAGGGUUUGGUCCAACCUGGGUUGCAAGCCAUGGCGAACCCUCCCGACUCGCUUGGAAGAUCCAUGAAUAUCCAACUGGCUGCAGUGCAUGAAUAUAAAGAAUCUAAAAUGCAGGUGAGUAAUUCAUGGGAGGAAGGGCUGCAGGGGGUUAUGCAGAUGGCAUAUAGCAACAAUGUGAAUCUCAAUGCUCGUGGACUUUAACAGUAAAACCACAGAAUGUGAAUGAAGUAUGGGACUGAGACACUGUGACUAUUGCUCGUUAAAUUGAAGCUUCAUACUUCAUAUUCUUGCAAAAAGAUCCAAUUCCAUUCAAAGACUUUAUAUGCCUUGUGCUUGUUGGUUAUAGUAUUAUCUUGUGCUGGAAAUAUACAA